AGAAGAAACAUUUGCCAAGCCUGUGAUUACGGUGCAUUCGGGUGACUCUAGAUUACUCUGUUUGGUGAUGCAAGAGAUAGAAGCAGGGAGUGACAAUAGACUCAUGUGCCUGAUGACUGGCUGCCAUGCAGGAUGGAUUGGUAGGGGCUGGAAUGAAAAAAUAUAAACAAGACAUAAUUAUCCUGCCAGGAGUUAGUGAUCGCACUUGGGAGGUGAGAGAGAAGGGUCAUUCGUGCAGUGUGCCUGCCAAUGACUGUCAGGAUCAGCUGUUUUCUCAGCUGACAGGAUGACGCUGGUUAAGAGAAUGACUUGGCAUCAGAUCAUCCACCACCCUGUGUGACCUCAGGCAAGCGAAUUAACCUUUCUGGCCCUCAGUCUUCUAAUCUGAAAAACUAACAUGCCUACCUCCCAUGGGAUGCUGUGAGAAUUAAGUAUUACCAAAUGGAGUUUUAGUUUGGUGCCUCAUUUGGGACAGUCCCUAAAUAAAUCAUAGCCAUCACUGAUAAUACCUUCCCUACCUUCCUUUUAUGUUCUUCCUGAGUGCUGAUGAGUGAAAAUGAAAGGGGUAGGAGUGGUAUGUUCAAAACCAGAGUAUAUUAAAUAUGAAAGGCUUACUGGACCUAUUAAUUUCUCUAAGACAAGGAACUGAGUAAAUAAAUGGCUUUUGUAUCUGGAACGCAUAGAUGGAUCCAUUAAACCGUAAACUGGUUCAUAAUAGUAUGUAACUCAAAAAUACGAUGUCUGAAAAAUAAAUUUUGUAUCUGCAGAAAAACCAUUUCAAAAGCGCAGACUACGGGUGACAUGCUCAUUGAUGCACUGUAACAUGAUUAAAGAGUUUACUCUUUUUGUGGGUGUGUGAAAACAUUAAGUGUAAUCUUUUCUAAGUACAUUUGCAUACUAAUGAAAUGCAAAACAGUCUCUGGAAACAGCUGAGUGAGUUACAAGGCGCCUCACUGGAAUGGGACAGGCAAGGUCCCAUCCUGCACGAGAUAAAUACACCCGAAAUGCAGAACAUUUUGUCUUCAUAAUUCAACUUUUGUUUCUAGUGUUGCGUAAAAAGGCGUCCUUCCAACGACUACUUUUUUUAAUGCAUUGAUUCCUACCAUUCUUAGAGGUUGUGUUUUAUCAAAUGACAACAUACGGGAAAUGAUCUGUAAAGUGCAAAGCCUUAUCCAGAUGAAUAGCUGUUUCCAUCACCGACGGUCAAUCUACGAGGUCUGGACACGCCACCUUCCCAACGAGUCAGGUUCCGGUGCCAUCAGGCUAAAAAUGGAGCCGGUUAAGCGGCAGCUGUGCCUCAUUUCCCUCUUUUAGCUCCGCUCUUGCCUGCCCCACAGCCGGGUCAGCCCACCUUCGUUUCGCACGUAGAGCUGCACCACUAGGAACCCGACAGGGCGGGAGACUUCAGCGCGGCCAAUUUUCUUCCGUGCCGGCUCCUUUUCUGCCCGGGGAGUCCUAGGCCAGCGAUCGCUCGGCCCUCCGCUGCUCUUGCCUGCCGUUGCUAGGAGUCGGGGUCGCGCAGACGCCCUGUGGGUGGCCGCGGUCUGCCAGGCCAGCGGUAGCUCGGCUCUCCAAUACUCUUGCCUGCCGGUUGCUAGGAGUCGAGGAUCCGCAGGCGCUCUGGGGAAGGCCGAGGGGCAUGCCGGGCCAGCAGUAGUUCCGCUCUCCUCAGCGCGAGCCUGCCGGUUGCUAGGAGUCCGCGACGCCGGCCCAGCGGGGGAUUAACACCGCGGGCCCCUCCUACCCCCGCCUCGCUUGUGGCGCGUAGCGCGGCGCGCCUCCAGGGCCUGCGAACGGCGAUGGAGUCCGGGAAGAGAAGAACCAAAGAUGAUACAUGGAAAGCAGAUGACCUCAGAAGACACCUUUGGGCUGCACAGUCGGGGACUCCCAGGGAGGAGAAGAAGCACAAGGAGAAGAAGUUACAUAAGGACUUGGACACAAACGUCCCAGACCUCGAGGAUCAGAAGCCCCGGGACCCAGACCGGGAGACCAAGCGCCGAGAGAGGGUGGCGGACAGAGACGGCCACAGCUCCAGAGAGCAUCCCCAUGGGAACAGAGACAGGGAGAAGCCUCGGGAGAGGAGAAGGGAUGCCCAGGAUGGGGACAGAGAGAGGCUGAGGGACGAGGCCCGAGAGCAGGACGUGGAGAAGCAUCAGAGCCGAGGCAAAGACCGGGAAAGGGAGAGGGACCGAGAGCGUGACCGAGAGCACCAUGCACGGUGGGAGGAGCCCAGGCUGGCCACCACGCACCACAACCUGCUGGGCCUGGACACACGCAGGCUGCCCCCCGACCUACACAAGCACAGGACGCGGUCAGUAAGUAAAGUAAGGGCUGAAGAGAAGGAGAGGAGAGAGGAGGAGUCGGAAAGAGAUGAGGAGAGAGAAAGAAGAUACCGGGAAAGGAAGUUGCAGUACGGGGACAGCAAGGACAACCCCCUCAAGUACUGGCUCUACAAGGAGGAGGAGGGGAGAAGACACCGGAAGCACAGAGAGCCCGACCGAGGGAAGAAGCAUCAGGAGAAGAGCAGUACCAGGGAGAGAAGGGAGCGGCACUCAAAAGAGAAAGGCAGCUCGCUCUCCGAAAGGGAAGGGGACGCAGGGCACAAAGAGAGGCGCCGUGAGGAAGGUGGCCACUUUAGUGACGAGAGGCACCACAGCCGUGCGGACAGAAGGGAGAGGUCGUCGAAAGAAGAGCGCAGGAAAAGGGAGCCCAAGAACGGUGAACACAGAAAGCCAGGUGGAAGCUCAAAGAGAGAAAGAGACGGGACUGGCGGCCAGCAUGCAGAGACCACGGUGAGGAGCAGUGGGAGAGAGAAGGACGCGAGGAGGAAGGAAAUUGAAAAGGAAGACAUUGACUUAGAAAAUGUUGGAGCUGGUGGCUAUACGGCCAACAGAGAGGACUACGAAGACGACUUUGAGGUUUGUGACGGCGACGACGACGACGGGACCGACGGGCCAGAAGCGAGAGAGAAGACGGAAGAGCUCCCCCCGGCCAGAAGGAAGGAGAUACAGGACGUCCAGGACGCCAUCGACGCCGAGAACGAGCGGGUCGGCGAGCUGGCUUCGCGGCUGAAGCACGGCAGGACGGAGCCCGAGAGGGACCCGGAGACGGAUGCAAACGGUUCGUCUUCCAGAACUCCUGUCUGUGGAAUAUUUGUGGAUUUUGCAACCGCCUCACACCGUCAAAAGAGUCGGACUCAGGCCGUGAAGCAAAAGGUGCGCAGCACGAAGCUGCUCCGGCUCAUCGACCUGGACUUUUCGUUCACGUUCUCGCUCUUGGAUCUGCCACCCGUGAACGAAUACGACAUGUACAUCAGAAACUUCGGGAAGAAGAACACCAAGCAGGCGUACGUGCAGUGCAACGAGGACCGCGUGGACCGCGACGCGCAGACGGAGGAGACGGAGGCGCGGGAGGUGUGGACGCAGCACCCGGGGGAAGGCUCGGCCGUGUCUGGGGGGAGCGGGAGCAGAGGCCCCUGUGCUGCGGACGUGCUGAAGGUCAACACGCCCCGCCUGUCCGGCUUCCUCCGGGCGGCCUGCCAGGUGGUGGCGGUUCUGCUGGAAGAGGACCGUGUGGCGGUGGCCCCCGGCGGGACCCCCGGCGCGCAGGACAGCGCCCUGCCCCUCAGCACCAGCUCCUCGCCGCUGAACACCAGCCUGCCCUUCCUGCAGCAUCGGAGCGUGUCCUGCCUGCACGCCUCUCGGGCCCAGAGGCGCACGGUGGUGUCCGUGCACGGUCUGCCCGGGAAGGCCUUCGCCGCGCCGCUGGACGGCAGACACCUGCUCUGCGUGUGGGACAUCCGGCAGCCCUCGGGGCCUCAGAGGGUCCUGGUCUGUGAGCCGCAGGUCACCUGCUGCUGCCUGAGCCCCUCCAAGGCCAUCCUGCUGUUCGCGGGAACCGCCCACGGCUCGGUCCUCGUGUGGGACCUCAGAGAGGACGCACGGAUGCACUGCUACGUCAGGCUGAGCGACUACUGCUGGACGUUCCGGACGGCGACCUUCUCCACGGACGGCCUCCUCUCCCCCUCGAGCCACCGCAGCCCGCUGCGCGCCGUGGAGCCCGUCUCGGCGUCCGGCUGCAAGAAGCAGAGUCUUGUCCUCUCGCCCUUCCCAGCCCAAGAAGAGAUGUCGGGCCUGUCGUUCCACGUCGCCUCCUUGGACGAGAGCGGGGUCCUCAACGUGUGGGUGGUGGUUGAGCUGCCGAAGGCGGAUGCGGCAGGCUCGGUGAGCGAUCUAGGGUUACUGCCUGGAGGGAGGAUCAAGUUGGUGCACAGCACCGCGACUCACCUGAGUGACAGCCUGGCCCACCGAGGCGAUGGUUGCUGGGGGACCCCACAGACACUGAGCAUCAGAUUUCUGCCCACGGACCCUGACCGCUUCGUCGUGGGCACCAACGUGGGUGUUGUAGGCCAUGGUGCCAGGCAGGGUCUGAGGGUGCCCCCCAAGUGCUUCAGGCCCCGCCAGCGAGGCCCAAGGCCCGUCAGCGUGAGCACGAUCGACUUCUCGCCGUUUGGGGAGCCACUGUUCCUGGCCGGCUGCAGCGACGGGAGCAUCCGGCUUCACCAGCUGGCCCGCGAGCAGCCGCUCCUGCAGUGGGACCACAGCACCGGGGGCCGCGCCGUCUCCGGCCUGCAGUGGUCCCCCACCAGGCCCGCGGCCUUCUUCGUCUGGGACGAGGCAUCCUGCCUGCACGUGUGGGACCUCCUGGAGAGCGACCUGGGCCCCGUGGCCACGCACCAUGUCUCCCCAGACGGGCUGGUGGCCUUGACCGUCGUGGGUGAGCCCGAGAAAACCAGCGGCAGCUUCCUGGCCCUGGUGAUGGCCAGAGCCUCGGGCCUCGUGGACGUGCAGUACGUGAAGAGCGAGUGGGCGGCCCCGGUGCCGGACGAGCAGAGGCAGCUGCGGCGGCUCCUGCAGCAAGUGCUCUAGGGGGGGGACAGCGGGGCGUCGUCCCGUGGGGCCCGUCACGCGUGGGCGUGUAUAUUGUGUACAUAGAAAACGUAUGUUCUGUACAGAAUCUAUUUUACGGGAUGUCACGUCAGCGUUCCCAGAAAUAAAUCACUGUUUUUGAAUGGAAA
Phyllostomus discolor (pale spear-nosed bat) is the source of this 5077-nucleotide messenger RNA. RefSeq names its product dynein 2 intermediate chain 1 (gene DYNC2I1). Gene Ontology annotation, molecular function: dynein heavy chain binding; dynein light chain binding. Lineage: Eukaryota; Metazoa; Chordata; Mammalia; Chiroptera; Phyllostomidae. The record is from RefSeq and is a predicted model, not a curated record. Gene Ontology annotation, biological process: intraciliary transport. Gene Ontology annotation, cellular component: cytoplasmic dynein complex.